This is a messenger RNA of Arvicola amphibius (Eurasian water vole), 5683 nucleotides long. It is a transcript of the gene Osmr, whose product is annotated as oncostatin M receptor. The transcript has 18 exons. Gene Ontology annotation, biological process: cytokine-mediated signaling pathway. Lineage: Eukaryota; Metazoa; Chordata; Mammalia; Rodentia; Cricetidae. Gene Ontology annotation, molecular function: protein binding; cytokine receptor activity. The coding region runs from base 306 to 3224 and encodes 972 amino acids. Gene Ontology annotation, cellular component: external side of plasma membrane; membrane. The record is from RefSeq and is a predicted model, not a curated record.
CAGCGCCCUGUUGCAGGGUCCCGAUCGUUACCCCCUGGGACCAGAAGGCGAAUUCCUGCGGGUCCCAGGAGUGCCAAAAGUGCUCAGCGAGACGGGAAAUUGCAACAGUGCUGGCCCCUCGGGGCCCCCCCUCCCCGAAGUAGCCUUCCCGUAACUCCCGCCCCUGGACUCCUGCCCCGCAGCUGAUUCAUAGCCGGGGCGCGGGGCCGCCUCCACACGCCGGGACCGACGUCCGCACCCGCGCCCCUGCCAGGCCGAAGAGCGGCCGGGCUCCGGAGCGGCUCGCCAGACGGACAGUCAGACCAAUGGCUUUCUCUGUGGUCCUUCAUCCAGUCUUCCUCUUGGCAGUGCUGCCCCUGAGAGCAUCCUUAACUGAAGUGUUGGGUGAGCCUUUCCAGUUGACGCCUGAGAUACUUAAUGUAUCUGUUCAAUCUAAACUUCAGCAAGUGAAUUUACAGUGGACUCUCCCCAACCUUACUCAUCAAGAAUUAAACAUGGUAUUUCAAAUAGAGAUCAGUAGAAUGAAACCAUCCAACAUCAUCUGGGUGGAGAAUUACAGCACCCCUGUGAAGUGGAACCAAGUUCUGCAUUGGAACUGGAAGUCUGAGAUCCCUUUGGAAUGUGUAGCACAUUUCAUCCGAAUAAGGGCAAUGGUAGAUGAUGCCAAGUACCCUCCGCAGCGUUCCUGGAGCAGCUGGACUUCCUGGGAAGAAGUUAGUGUACAAGUUUCAGUUGAACCUAAUACGUUGUUAAUAUUUCCUGAAGACAAACUGUUGGAAGAAGGCUCCAAUGUCACCAUGUGUUUGAUGUAUGGACAGUAUGUAUAUAAUAUAUCCUGUAAGUUGCAAGAAAAGCCAAUCCAUAGAGAACAACUUGAUUCCCAUGUAUCAUUAAUGAAGUUGAAUAACGUUGUUUUCCGUAACAUCAGAGGGACAAACGUCAAUUGUCAAGCCAUGAAUGCUACUAAAAAACUGCUUGGUACUGUUCUCUUUGUCUCAAAAAUACUCGAGGAGCCCAAGAAUUUUUCCUGUGAAACCCAAGACUUUAAGACUUUGAAAUGUUCGUGGGAACCCGGGGUAGACACUGCUUUGGCUUGGAAUCAACAAUAUUCUCAAACCUACAGUUUAUAUGAAUCGUUCUCUGGGAGACAUGAGCUUUCUGACCACAGAAACUCGCAUACCUGGCAAAUCACCGAAGAUUCACAGGAAACAUAUAACUUCACACUCACAGCCGAAAACAACCUAAGGAAAAGAAGUGUCAACCUAAUUUUUAAUCUGACCCAUAGAGUUCAUCAAAAGCCUCCCCGUGAUGUCACCCUUGAAACGCUAAGUGCUACAGAAGCCAACAUGACCUGGAAGGUGUACCCCCGUGGGGACAACUACACGCUCCUGUGUCAGCUUGAACUCCAGCACGAAAGAGAAGUGAUACAUGCACACAAUGUUUCUGUCCACGUGAGUGGGAACUACCUCUUCAGUGAUCUGGAGCCGGACACAGAGUACAAGACUCGUGUACGCUGUGCGGAUGCCAACCACUUCUGGAAAUGGAGUGACUGGGCUCAAAAGGAGUUCAGCACACCCGAGGCUGCUCCCUCACAGGCUCCUGAUGCGUGGAGACACGUUCGGUCAGAGAAUGGAAGUCAUGAUGUGACCUUAUUCUGGAAGCCACUAUUAAAAUCACAGGCCAAUGGCAAAAUCGUAUUCUAUAAUAUAGUUGUAGAAAAUCAAGACAGACCAACUGAGUCAAAGCUCUACCCUGUCCGGGCACCAGCCCUUGGCACACAACUGAGCCUUGACCUGAGUUCUUACAAGAUUCACAUCACGGCCAACAACAGCGUGGGUACGUCGCCUGAGUCAGUGAUGAUCCUUUCUAAUGAUUCUGGACACGAAGAGGUCCGUGAAAAAAGAAUUAAAGGUACAAAGGAUGGAUUCCAUAUUUCGUGGGAGCCCUCAUCUGGAGACACUUUAGGCUAUGUUGUGGACUGGUGUGCACAUUCCCGGGACCGACACUGUGACUUGCAGUGGAAGAAGCUAGGUCCCAAUACCACGAGCACCACCAUCACCUCAGAUGCUUUUAAACCAGGGGUCCGUUACAACUUCAGAAUUUUUGAAAGAUCUUUGCAACAGAAUGCCAAGCUAAUAGAGAAACAAACAGGAUACACACAGGAACUGGCUCCUCUGGAGAACCCGAAAGUGAGCGUUAGGAACUCCACCUCCAAUUCCUUCAUUCUGAGCUGGCUGGGUUACGCCAGCGACUUCCAGUCUGCUUUUAUAGAAGGCUACCAUGUGUACUUGAAAUCCAAGGACAUGCAGUGUCAUCCACAAGGGAGAAGGACGAAUCUUCCAGAUAAGUCAGUGCUCUGUGAAUAUGACAUCGAAGACCCCGAGCAAAAGACAUUCACGGUGGAAAACCUUCGGCCAGAAUCCAUCUAUGAAUAUUUGGUUGUUCCAUACACCAGUGCUGGCCUGGGUCCCAAUGAAACAUUCGCACAGGUCACGACUCCGGAUGAGAACUCCCACAGGCUGCUGCAGAUCAUAUUACCCAUGACUCUCUGCGUCCUGCUCAUCAUCAUUGCGUGCUACUGGAAAAGCCAGUGGGUGAAGGAGAAGUGCUACCCUGACAUCCCGAAUCCAUACAAGAGCAGCAUCCUGUCACUGAUAAAAUCCAAGAAGAACCCCCACUUAAUAAUGCAUGUCAAAGACUGCAUUCCAGACGUCCUUGAAGUCAUAAACAAGGUAGAAGGCCCCAAGACACAGCGCAUAGGCUCUGGGAAACCACACGCUGAAGACAUACCCAGUAAGCCUCUCUCUGUGCCAACAGAAAACAGUUCCUCUGGCCCCGUGCCCUGCGUCUUCUUUGAGAAUUUUACUUAUGAUCAGUCAGCUUUUGAGGCUGGUUCCCAUGGCCUCGUUCCAGGACCCCUGAAAGACACACCACUUCAACUUGGACUAUUGACCCCACCUGACAAGUUACUAAAUGUUCUAGGAAAAGACUACAUGAAGUCCCUGGCAGAAAGCCCGACGGAAGAAACUAGCUUGAUAUAUGUGUCUCAGUUGGCUUCACCCAUGUGUGGAGACAAGGACAAUCUUGCCACAAAUCCACCCCUGCCAGUGCACUGUUCGGAGUAUAAAAUGCAAAUGGCCGUUCCGGGGAGACUUGCCUCACCUGCUCUGAGUGAGAAUAACAACCCCACCUCAAGGACCCUUUCAGGUCAAGAUGAACAGUAAAGCUACCCAGCACCAACCCAGUUCAUACACUAUAGGCACUUUUGGGGAUGUGGCUGGUACCAUGCCAACACCACAUGCCCUGGCCCCUGACCCCAGGAGCAUCUGCUAUCUGCAGCACAAAUUUGGGCUGUAUCAUUGCAGGCUGACAGACUCAAGACCAGAGCUAUACAACUUGGCAUUUGCCCCGAAGGCUUCCUUAGAAAUGGCGCAUGCUGACCUUGUUAUUAUUUGUUCUGGGCUCAUCCUUAUCACAGUACCCCUGACCUUGACAUAGGACACUCAUCAGCGAUUUCACAGACCCUGUCUACUCAGGACCACACAAAGUGGCUGUGGUUCUUGGGUUUUGGUUUGCAGUAAGAAAAUAUCUUCAUGUCAACUUGACCUGAUGUCGAGUAUUUCCAGGGUAAAGCAGUUGGAUCAAAUGUUUCGAUUAAUGCCACAAGAGAAGAUUUAUUACUUUUAUUGUGUAGGCUCAUCACAUUUAAUGGAAAGGUUACAAGCUAGAUAUUGGCCUUACGUUGGAAUAAGAAUUUGUAGUCACUGAUAAAGCAAAAGUACCACUGUUGGUGCCUACACCGACCUAACAGGUAGGGCGUACAAAUGGGACAGGAAGAGGCUACACAGGUCUCCUGCUGUGACUCUUACUAUAAUAAAACAGGGUUGCAAAGAGCUCCAGACUCGGCGUCCAAUGGCCAGCAGCCUGUUCCGUGGACUCCAGUCUUCCUCCUUAAUUUUUGACUACCUCGGAACAGAAAAAGACAUUUCAUUGAGUGAUUCCUUUCACAUUUUAUGCCUCCAUCCCAAAGUUGUAUCUACAUGACCUAUUUCCACACAUUGUCUGUUUCAAGAGAAUUCUGUCUCACUUAACAUUCCUGUCUAAAGUCUCAGUGUUGGGUAUAAUUUAGCUCUAACUUUAAAAUGUCCCAUGGACUUUGAAGUUAGUUCAGCGUUGGCCCCAAAGCAUGUCCUUUGAGACAAUGUACUUGGUUCUAACUGUGGGCCCCACGUCAGGAUCCAACCAACUCCAGGAAGAAUGUCUACAAAACUCACCAAUUUUUAUUUGUUAUUCCUUAAAUACAGUAUUAGAAAUUUCCAUAGCACUUACACACAUAUGGUAUUAGGACACGGCACACACGAAUACCCACUAUACACAAAUAUUUUUAGGUAAGGCCUGAACACCCACAGAUCUUGGUAGCACCGUAGCUCCUGUAAACCAUGUCUGGAAGGAGCUAUAUGAAAUAUCCAGACACACAAAGGUGUUCAAUACCUUAGUUUCUUCUUCUUGAAACGUCACAUUGUAAAAUAAAAGAGAGAUUCCUUUCGUCUUGCUUGCUGUGAAUACGGUGGGAAGGACAACUUUGUGCACACGCAUGGCUAUACCAUGUACUAUAGCCAUAUCCAUAUGGCAUGUGGUCUCAGAACAUAGUAACACCAAUCAUGAAUGUUCUGCUAAAGUGGUCCAAUCUUUUCUUUACAUAUAUCCAAGCCUUUUGAUAGAGAAAAUGGUUCUGACCUAACCUGGUACCAGGCGGUAUCUUGAAUAGCCUACUUGGGACGACGAUUUUGGUCAGUCCUGCCGAAACUCUGUCUAUGAUUUUCUGUCAAUGUAUUCCCUGCUGGACAUUUGUACCCAGAAAUGUUAAUGACAUUUAUUUCUAAAUGUUUUCCUUCAUUUUUGAUUUUAUUUAAAAAAGAAUCCAUAAAACAUUAAAGUUAUUUUUUCUGUUUCGAUAAGGGCAAAUGAACACAUUUCACAAUCACAUUGUUUUAAUUCCCUCAACAGAAUGAAACCUUAACAAUUAUUGUGUGGAGUCGAUAAAUAGCCUUACAAACUUAACAAGGAUGUAAACUUUUAGGUAUCCUUCAGCAUUGGGUCUUCAGCAUUGAUUUGGAAUCCACACAUUUCAACAGUUCCUGGAUAGAUUCACACACUUUAAGGCACCUCCCUUUCCUUGCAUGGUCCCCAUCCUACAUUCCUGUUACAGACCCUACUGCAACAGCAACAGAACUAAAUAUGGACAUUGAGAGGAAAGGUGAUAUUUUGCUGAGUCUGUCUUAUUUCAUGUACCACAAUGCUCUCCAUUCCCAUCCAUUUUCCUUUAAAUGUCUUAUUCUCUUUAGAGUUGAAUAAAUUCCAUAGUGAACACGUCCCAUUUUCUUUAUCCAUCUUUUGAUGGCUCUCUAGGCUAGUUCCCUAUCUUAGCUAUUGAGAACAGAGCAGCAAUAAACAUGGAUACGCCGAUACUGUGCUGUAGGAAGAUAAAGCCUACAAGGUCUAGAGAUGAACAAGCCAGCCUGGUGGACCUAGCAACAGGUGCCAUCAGUGGUCCUGAUUGUGCCUAGCCAAUGAGGGGUGACCAUACAAUGGCAAUGGAUCUGAACACAGCCGGGGUGCUGGGAAAAGGAUAAGGCUCUCCCUGUUGCUGAAUAAAUGAGUCUGCUGUUUGUCUUUCACCUGA